AUCAUAAGUGCCAGCUUGAACUGGGGAAGAUAUUUCGUUUCCGCACGUUUUCAUUUGGUUCCUUGUUGCACUCGUUCUGGCUAUUUAGAUCACAUUAUAUGAAAUGCAACAUUUACAAUGGAGGAUCCCAAAGAUUUGAAAUUGGGGUUCACGCUGAAGCAACUGACGUUUUGUGGUUUGAAUGAACAGGACAAUGUGUCUGGCAGCUCGUCCACGUUGGAGCUGCGGGACAACAAGCUGGUUUGCGUGGAGUAUCCAGGGUUAGUUUCCAGCGUGGACAAAAUGCUCGAGACUCUUGGCGGUGAAAAAACAUUGUCUGAAACAUUCAGUCAUCCAAACCUGAGGCUAGAGCUGCGCUUCCGACCUCAGGACCCUUUCUGUCAUUCUCUGUGCGGAAACCGCUUCUCGUCCAGCAACCUUCUCCUCCGUGUGAAAAGGAGAGUCCGGAAAAGAGACUCCAAAGUUGCUGACAUCAACAUGGAAAUACUUGGAGUCAUUGGAACAACAUACAAAUUUCAAGGGAUGGCAGACUAUCAGUGCCUUGCUGUGCAUUGUCAAGAUGGAAACCACACAUCUUUGUACAACAAAAUCAUCCUGCGGAAAACCGAGAAGCAAGAGUUUUUUAAGCAGCCCAUGCCGUAUUUCCUUCCCCCGGCCAUCUUCUCACGUCUUGACACUCCGGUGGAUUAUUUCUACCGACCUGAUGUUUCUCAAAAGCAACAAGCAGCUGUCCAGAGCCAGACACAUUUUAUUGGUUUCAGCAGACCCCGUCGGCCCCACAACGCCAUUUUCGUCAGCUACGCUGAUCCUAUUGUUCCCACCGAAGCUCUGGAGGCGGCUAAGAUGCACUGGAAAAAGAUUUGCUUGAGAGAGCAUGACAAGCAGGCAGAGGAAAAACUAGUUGCGAUGUUUGAGAGCCGGCCCAUCUGGUCACGGAAUGCUGUCAAGGCCAACAUUAACAUCCAUCCAGAAAAACUCAAAAUGCUCCUGCCUGUCUUAGCGUACUACAUGGUGACUGGACCAUGGAGAAGUCUGUGGGUGAUGUUUGGUUAUGACCCCCGAAAGACAGUCGAGUCCAAGAUCUACCAGAUGCUUGACUACAGGAUGCGCUGUAGCACCAAAAGCGCAUAUAUGCUGUCUAAUCUACUGGUGAAACCGAAAAGGAGUACCAUGAACUACACCCUACCAAUUGUAAUCAACAAAACGGGUCCAACUCCAGCCAGUGUGACAGAACUUCCAACUCAGGAGGGUUCAAGCACCAGUCGAGAUCCCGUCCAAAUCUCUUAUCAGCUACAGGACUCCUCCUAUAUUUUCAGAGAGGGCAUGCUACCUCUUCACCGGCAGAUGUUUUACCAGCUGUGUGACUUGCACGUGCCAAGUAUCCAGGAAGUCAUUAAUCAGAACAAUGGUGUGGAGCAAGUGUGCGAUGAGCGGGAUGGCUGGUGUGCUGUCGGCACCACAGACAAGCUGAGGGACAUCAUCUCAACCAUGGUCAAGAAGGUUAUCAGAGAACAAAAAACACCAUUGCAAAAACCUUCCAAGCGACCGGUACGCACGGUCCGGAGUUCCAAAGGCGAUGCUGAGGAUGAUGAAGAUGAUGAUGAUGGUGAUUAUGAAGAUGAUGAAGAAGAUGAUGCGGAGGAUGAAUAUCACCCAUCAGAGGGAAGCGAAAAUGAGAUGGAGACAGAAAUACUGGAUUACAUGUGAUAAAAGAUUAUAUUGUAUCAAUUAUUCUUUAUGCCUAUUUCAUUUUAGAUGAAUUAAAAAAAUACAACUUG
This is a messenger RNA of Phyllopteryx taeniolatus (common seadragon), 1778 nucleotides long. RefSeq names its product general transcription factor IIIC, polypeptide 5 (gene gtf3c5). Gene Ontology annotation, biological process: transcription initiation at RNA polymerase III promoter. The transcript has 11 exons. Gene Ontology annotation, cellular component: transcription factor TFIIIC complex. NCBI's taxonomy places the organism in Eukaryota, Metazoa, Chordata, Actinopteri, Syngnathiformes, Syngnathidae. The coding region runs from base 118 to 1707 and encodes 529 amino acids. The record is from RefSeq and is a predicted model, not a curated record.